This is a messenger RNA of Thyridium curvatum, 1068 nucleotides long. RefSeq lists its product as uncharacterized. Bases 1 to 1068 code for a protein of 355 amino acids. The record is from RefSeq and is a predicted model, not a curated record. NCBI's taxonomy places the organism in Eukaryota, Fungi, Ascomycota, Sordariomycetes, Thyridiales, Thyridiaceae. Gene Ontology annotation, biological process: allantoin catabolic process. The transcript is spliced from 2 exons. Gene Ontology annotation, molecular function: allantoicase activity.
AUGGCAGACGAAAUUUCCUACAGAUUGGAAAAUAUCAAGGCUACCAGCAUAGCCGCUGAUAAGAUUGACGAGACGUUCCGCUCGAGCUGUAUUGAUCUGGUCUCUGCGGGAUUGGAGGGCAAGGUGCUCGCAUUCUCAGAUCAAUGGUUCGCAGAUGCCUCGAACUUACUGACACCCACAGCCCCCAUCCGUCAACCAGGCAAGAUGGUCUACACAGGCGCCUGGUACGACGGGUGGGAGACAAGGAGGCAUAACCCGGAGCCCUUUGACUGGGUUGUGAUCCGUCUCGGUGUGGCCUCGGGCACAGUCGAGGGUGUCGAGGUUGACACUGCCUUCUUCUCUGGAAACCACGCUCCUCACAUCUCAGUCGAGGGGUGCUUCAGCUCUAACGACGAAGAGGUUGUGUCCUGGAAAGGAGGCCGAGGAGGAUGGGAGACGAUCCUCGGGAUUCAGGAAUGUGGCCCUUCCCAAAGAUUUGGCUGGAAGCUUGCUGAGCCCACUACCAAGCGAUUCACACAUGUCAGACUGAACAUGUACCCAGACGGUGGAAUCGCCAGGUUCCGCCUCUUUGGUCACGCGGUGCCGGUAUUCCCAGAGGACAAGGAGGCGAUCCUUGAUCUGGCUGCAGCACAGAACGGCGGUGUCGCUGUGUCGUGCAGUGACCAGCAUUUUGGCACCAAGGAUAACCUUUUGCUGCCGGGGCGAGGAAAGGAUAUGGGCGACGGCUGGGAAACCGCCCGAUCCCGAACCAAGGGCCAUGUUGACUGGACGAUUGUGCGCCUGGGCGCCCCAGCAUACAUACAGAGCUUCAUCGUUGACACAGCCUUCUUCCGCGGCAACUUUCCUCAAAAGGUGAAAAUCGAGGCUAUUGAGUGGAAGUCGGCAGGCGAGCCUCAAUCCGACGACAAGGGAUGGAUCGAAGUCGCGGAGCCCAGCAAAUGCGGUCCGGACCAGGAGCACAACCUAGGCUGCUCGUCACAAGACAAACCCUUCACGCAUGUCAAGCUCGUGAUGAUCCCGGAUGGAGGCGUCAAGCGUCUUCGCGUGCAUGGCAAGCGAGCCUUGUAG